GCGCGCCCGCGUCUCGCGGCUGUUUGGCUGUUUCCAUGGCUACGAAGCCCAUCGGCCGCGGAUCCGAAAGCAAGAAAAUGAAGCUCAAGAGCCUCCUGCUCCGGUAUUACCCUCCGGGAAUUAUGUUGGAAUAUGAAAAAAGAGGAGAAUUAAAGACCAAAUCCAUAGAUUUGCUUGAUCUCGAGCCCAGUACUGAUGUCAACGCUUUAGUAGAAGAAAUCCGCAAAGCAGAACCUCUAAUCACAGCUUCCCGGACAGAGCAAGUCAAACUUUUAAUACAGAGAUUGCAAGAGAAACUUGGCCAGCAUGGCAACCACAAAUUCUAUCUUUUUAAGGUUCUCAGAGCACACAUAUUGCCACUGACUAAUGUUGCACUUAACAAAUCGGGCUCAUGCUUUAUCACAGGGAGCUAUGACCGCACGUGCAAGCUCUGGGACACCGCGUCUGGAGAGGAGCUACACACCCUGGAGGGCCACAGGAAUGUGGUGUACGCCAUAGCGUUCAACAAUCCUUAUGGGGACAAAAUUGCCACUGGGUCCUUUGAUAAGACUUGUAAACUAUGGAGUGUAGAAACAGGAAAAUGUUAUCACACCUUUAGGGGCCAUACGGCAGAAAUAGUGUGUUUAUCGUUUAACCCUCAAAGCACGUUGGUGGCUACUGGAAGUAUGGACACAACAGCCAAACUGUGGAACAUUCAGAAUGGAGAGGAGGUGUUCACUUUAAUAGGACAUUCUGCUGAAAUCAUCUCCUUGUCAUUUGACACCUCAGGAGACAGAAUCAUCACGGGGUCUUUUGAUCAUACGGUUGUAGUGUGGGAUGCUGAUACCGGAAGGAAGGUGUAUACUUUAAUUGGUCAUUGUGCUGAGAUUAGCAGUGCCUUAUUCAAUUGGGAUUGCUCUCUAAUAUUAACUGGCUCUAUGGACAAAACCUGCAAGCUAUGGGAUGCUACAAAUGGAAAAUGUAUGGCAACUUUAACAGGACAUGAUGAUGAAAUACUAGAUAGCUGCUUUGAUUAUGCUGGAAAGCUUAUUGCAACUGCUUCAGCAGAUGGAACAGCAAGAGUUUUCAGUGCAGCCACAAGAAAAUGCAUUGCCAAAUUGGAAGGCCAUGAAGGUGAAAUUUCAAAGAUUUCUUUCAACCCCCAGGGGAACCGUCUUCUAACCGGCAGCUCUGACAAAACAGCUAGGAUCUGGGAUGCUCAGACCGGCCAGUGCCUCCAGAUCCUUGAGGGGCACACCGAUGAAAUCUUUUCAUGUGCUUUCAACUAUAAAGGCAACAUAGUCAUUACAGGCAGCAAGGAUAAUACCUGUAGAAUAUGGCGCUGACUGAAGGAAGCUGGUCUGAGCAAACCUGCGGCAACAGCGAUCAAGAGCUUGCGCUUCACAGAGAGCAAGCUAUUUUACUAUUUCAUAUAUUUUCUCUUUUCUACAAGUCAAGUGUUUAUCAACUCUGUCCUAACUUCACAGAUAUGAUCAUUAAAAUUGAUGAAGUUUUACCAUUUCUUGAUGUUAUUUGAUGGGGAUGACAGGAAACAGCAUUGUGUUUGGCUAAUGCCACUAUUUACUUUAGUUGUUUCUUAUUUUUUAAUAGCAUUAGGAUGCUGAUAAAUGAAACCAGAGUGAUUUAAUAAUGUGUUUCUUAGAUUCUACCUUGAAGGCUAUUGUUCUAGUUUCUACUGAAUAAAGUUUUUGGAGGAAA
Lemur catta (Ring-tailed lemur) is the source of this 1698-nucleotide messenger RNA. RefSeq names its product dynein assembly factor with WD repeats 1 (gene DAW1). Bases 36 to 1325 code for a protein of 429 amino acids. Gene Ontology annotation, cellular component: U4/U6 x U5 tri-snRNP complex. Lineage: Eukaryota; Metazoa; Chordata; Mammalia; Primates; Lemuridae. The record is from RefSeq and is a predicted model, not a curated record. Gene Ontology annotation, molecular function: U4 snRNA binding; protein binding; U6 snRNA binding. Gene Ontology annotation, biological process: mRNA splicing, via spliceosome. The transcript is spliced from 13 exons.